UCGUCGUCAGUGCAGCGUUUUUAACUUUAUAUGCGCGUUCGAUCAGUCGAGUUUUACUUAUAAAUUACAUCGCGCGGCGUGCUCAAGUACGAAUCCGACGCCGCGACUUUGUGCCUCCCGUAUGUAUGUAUGAGUGUGUCGCGCAUUUUUUUGUCAUCGUAUCGUUACUGCACUCGCACUUUAUUUUUAUAACGCGCCGCAGCGAGUGUAAGCAACGCUCGUGUCAAACGCGUAAACGUAAGAAUUAUAUAAAUCGGUAAGUAGCGUGGAUAAUAGCUAUAUAGCGGCCGAGGUGGCCCCGUCGCUGUCUGGAGAGAAUGAUACACAAACUACGUCGCGUUUGACACGCGUGACAGAUAUCUCUCGAAGACGGUGUACUAUAUACCUAUGUAUGCACGGCCGCGGGUAACAAUAGUAGGACUCGUCUCUCGCGCGCUAAAAGCGCGCCGGUAACGCGAUAUCCUCGAGCAUUGCAAUCGCUGCACACAUAGCGGAGCAGAGCGCAGAGCAGAGCUGGCCCGCAGUCCAAGCGACGUGAUUCGCGCAGUCGAGCUCCGCGCGCGCGCGAAAAAAAAAAGAGAAACUCGGUACUUUUGCGAGCUGCAGUUUCGUCCAAAGUCUCUCCUCGGGCCCGCGUCGUCUUCUAUACGGUCUGGCAGUGUAUCUCUUUUCGUCGAAAGUUAGGUAUGGCGCUACCGCACUCCGCUCCGAGCGCACGUAUCCAUGCUCUCUUAUAGUAUAACGUGAGCUGCUGCUGCUCCUCGCCCUCGCACAGAGAGAAGAAGAAGAGACAUGCAGCAUCUUUUCUUCUUCCUCUUCUUCUUCUUCUUCUCCUCCUUUGGUAUAUUUCUCUCGUCGUUUAUAUAGCUCUCUGCUCUCUGUGCAGCUCGCACGACUCUUCGUGCAAGUGUGUGUGUCCGUGUGUGUACACAUUCUCUCUCUCUCUCUCUCUCUCUCGGCCGCACCGCACAAGAGGAGUCUCAGCAGACAGUAUAGACUUUUUCGCCUCUCUCGUGUAUUGUGUAUCGUGUGUAUCCGUACUCUCUGCGUACCAUUACAACGCGAGGAGAAGAGGAGACGACGGUACACAUAUAUAUAUUUAUCUCGUGGAUCCGCCGCCACCGCCGCCGUCGCCGCGCACGGAUGUGAUCUAGUUAAUGCACGGCCAGAGCUACGUCUCUCGCGCGCGCGGAGCGACGAGCGACGAGUAUACAACAACUCGAGCACACGGCAGAUAGUUUUAUAAUACGCAGCAUCACGAUCGUCAUCAUCAUACAUACAUAAUCGGCCUCCCAUAAUGUUGAGACGAUGGAGCUCGAGUGGCUGCUCCGAUCUACGUUCUUCGGUAUUAAUACGAGUGAAGAAGCAGCAGCAGCUACAACAAGAGACGAGAUGAUUACAAGAUCGGAAGAGCAGCAGCAGUAUAAGCACGAAGAGGGUAAUCGACAGCGAUACUAUAAGCGGUGGCGACGGCGGCAGCCGCGGUAUCUACUUAUCUUCGUUGCACUACUGCUGCUGCUGCAGAACAACGUUCGUUUGGCCGAAGGCGCCACCGCCACUACCACCAGCCUACUGCUACUACCGAUUACCGAUAAUGAGUCGGCGAGGGAAAAUCGAAGCGCUACCUCCGCUGCUGCCGAUGCUGCUACUGCUGCCAGCGGCGAGUCUCUGUCCGUUUCCUCGGCUCUGCCGAAACUCGCCUUUAGAUCGAGGGACUUGUCGUCGAACAAUGAAACGACGACGUCGGCGAGUAGCAGCAACGGUAACGUCGAUGGUCGGAGCGAGUUCACCGAUUGGAGCGAUUGGUCGGUGUGCGACAGAAACUGCAUGCAGAAUCGGAUAAAAAAGUGCCGCGCGCCGAGCCAGUGCGCCAAUUCGCUUCUUCGAGAGGAACGAGUUUGUACGGACGAGGAUAAAACGGGCCCGAGCUGUCGCGGACAAAAAAACUCGGCCAGACGCAAGAAGAAGCGUCGCGAGUAUCAUAUUGUUCAGGUCAACGACGAGGUGAGAGCCGCGCGAAAGGGCAGCCGGAGGAAGCACCAUCAUCAUCAGCAUCACCGGCGCAAGGGCAAGAACGAGUUGCUGCAAGACGACGACGGCGGCGGCGGCCACAGGACGCCCCAAGACGAGUACGGCAAGUGGAGCAAGUGGUCGUCCUGUACGAGGUCCUGCACGACUCAGCGCCUCAAAUGGUGCAAGAUACCGGGCUUGUGCGCGAAAGACGUCGUACGUCAGACGGCCUAUUGCUACAUCGAGGGCAGCUAUUGUCAACGCUGGAUCAGGCGAAAGAUCCAUCAACAUUACGAAGGCAACAGCAACGCAGCCAGCGGCAGCGAUACAAGCAAUCUGACAGAAGAUCGAUUCGCCGAUCUCGCCGGUGACGACGGCGGUAGCAGCAGCAGCAGCAGCAGCAAUAGCAACUUAACGCCAGCCAGCGGUAGCGCUACCGCCAGCGAAGACUACUCCAAUUCCUCUCCUGCCUGGAAGUGCGGCGUGGCGCGGAAAAGCAACAAACUGUCCUACUUCACGAGGAUAAUAGGCGGCCGACCCACGUUGCCCGGUUCAUGGCCCUGGCAGGUCGCCGUCUUGAACAGAUACGGAGAAGCUUUUUGCGGUGGCACGCUCGUGUCUCCGCGCUGGGUCCUGACGGCCGCCCACUGCGUGCGCAAGCGGCUCUCGGUGCGCAUCGGCGAGUACAAUCUGCUGAUCAAAGAAGGCACGGAGAUCGAGCUGAAAAUCGAUCACUCGGUGACGCAUCCCAAGUACAACGCGCACACGGUGGACAACGACAUAGCUCUGCUGAGGCUGCCCGUCUCGCUGACGCCUUCGGAGACGCGCGGAGUCGCCUGCCUGCCGGCACCUUGGCAGGAGCUGCCCGAUGACCAAUUGUGCACGAUUAUCGGCUGGGGAAAAACCAAUGCGACGCACACCUUCGGCACCGAUGUGCUCCACGAGGCCAGAAUACCGAUCGUUCCGGACGACAUGUGCCGCGACGUCUACGUCGACUACAAGAUCACCAACAACAUGUUCUGCGCGGGCUAUCGUCGAGGCCGCAUGGACUCGUGCGCCGGCGACAGCGGCGGCCCCCUGCUCUGUCGCAAUCCCGCGCGCGCCGAUCAUCCCUGGACGAUCUUCGGCAUCACGAGCUUCGGCGAGGGCUGCGGCAAGCGCGGCAAGUACGGCAUCUACGCCAAGCUAUCCAACUACGUGCACUGGAUCAACAAAGUUGUUAGAAAAGACUCGUUUAGAUAGCGGCGGUUAUUUUUUUAAAAUACAAAUAACGGAAACGAAAAAAAAAACGUAAUAUUUAA
Messenger RNA from Trichogramma pretiosum, 3311 nucleotides. Its product is annotated as coagulation factor VII. The record is from RefSeq and is a predicted model, not a curated record. Bases 1309 to 3252 code for a protein of 647 amino acids. Gene Ontology annotation, molecular function: serine-type endopeptidase activity. The transcript has 10 exons. Gene Ontology annotation, biological process: proteolysis. Lineage: Eukaryota; Metazoa; Arthropoda; Insecta; Hymenoptera; Trichogrammatidae.